AUGGCAUCCUUUGCGGCUGCUUGCCGCGUGUCUGCGCGCCUGGCCACCAGAAGACUGCAGCAGGAUGUCACAGUUAAAAGUUUCCGAACAUCGGCCGCCGCCCUUGCGGCUCAAAACUUCACCAUGCCCGCCCUCUCCCCUACCAUGACCGAAGGCAACAUUGCGAGCUGGAAGAUUAAGGAGGGCGAAAAGUUCCAGGCCGGCGAUGUGCUCCUCGAGAUCGAAACCGACAAGGCGACCAUGGAUGUGGAGGCCCAGGAGGACGGCAUCAUGAUGAAGAUCAUGCACGGCGACGGAAGCAAGAGUGUACAAGUUGGCACACGGAUAGCAGUCGUCGCCGAAGAGGGUGAUGACAUUAGCGCCCUCGAGAUUCCCGCUGACGAGGUCUCCGCUCAACCUACCAAGGCUGCGGAAGCUCCGGACACCUAUACUCCGGCUCCCCCAAACCCCUCCGAACCCGCCGAGCCACCCAAGUCCGACUCCACCCCCAAAGCCGCCGUUAAGCCCGGACACAAGACAACCCACAGGACCUAUCCCCUAUACCCAUCUGUCGAACACCUCUUGAAGGUUAAUGGCCUCGACAAAUCCGAAGCCAAGAAGAUCACCCCCACCGGACCCAACGGACGUCUGCUCAAGGGUGAUGUUCUGGCUUAUCUCGGCAAAAUCAAGGCCGACAUUCCUGCCAAGAUUGAGUCCCGAUUCGAGAAGCAAUCCCACCUGGAUUUGAGCAACAUCAAGGUCGCUGCUGCGAAGCCUGCUCCUGUUGGAAAGUCCGCCAAGGAAGCCGCUCCUGCCCCUCCUCCGGCGCCCGUCAAAGCCACUGUUACUCUCCCCGUCUCCUUGUCAGCGGUUCUCCAGGCCCAGAAGAAGAUUAACGACUCCCUCGGCAUCUUCCUCCCUAUCUCUACGUUCAUCGCCCGCGCCACCGACUUGGCCAACGACGAACUUCCGGUGCCCAAGGGGUACCAACCCACAGCUGAUGAGCUCUUCAACCAGGUCCUUGGUCUAGACAAGGCCCACAGCGGAGCCAAGGUGUCCAGGGGUGCCUACGUUCCCCAGGUAGGCUCCCUUACUCCUAAGGGAGCUGUCCUUCCCAGGCCUACUGCUGCGCCUGCGAAGAAGAAGGACAUCUUUGACAUUCUGGCUGCCAGCCCUUCACCCAAACCCAAGGCCACCGCCUCUAAGCUGUCCCCCGGUUUGUCGGCUGUUGGACCCAACGUUUUCAGCCUGCAGGUCCCCAGAGACGAGGAGAAGAGAGCAAAGAUCUUCUUGGAGAGAGUGAAGCUGGUGUUGGAGAAUGAGCCAGGGCGGUUGGUGUUGUGA
Molecule: messenger RNA, 1323 nt
Organism: Podospora anserina S mat+
Lineage: Eukaryota; Fungi; Ascomycota; Sordariomycetes; Sordariales; Podosporaceae
Exons: 2
Coding region: 1-1323 (440 amino acids)
Biological process (GO): pyruvate decarboxylation to acetyl-CoA
Cellular component (GO): pyruvate dehydrogenase complex
Molecular function (GO): dihydrolipoyllysine-residue acetyltransferase activity
Source: RefSeq, a predicted model, not a curated record